Ailuropoda melanoleuca (giant panda) is the source of this 8258-nucleotide messenger RNA. It is a transcript of the gene BRCA1, whose product is annotated as BRCA1 DNA repair associated. Gene Ontology annotation, cellular component: nucleus; BRCA1-A complex; BRCA1-BARD1 complex. Gene Ontology annotation, molecular function: DNA binding; ubiquitin-protein transferase activity; zinc ion binding. The coding region runs from base 176 to 5461 and encodes 1761 amino acids. The record is from RefSeq and is a predicted model, not a curated record. Gene Ontology annotation, biological process: mitotic G2 DNA damage checkpoint signaling; positive regulation of transcription by RNA polymerase II; double-strand break repair via homologous recombination. NCBI's taxonomy places the organism in Eukaryota, Metazoa, Chordata, Mammalia, Carnivora, Ursidae. The transcript has 20 exons.
GCGGCCGGUUUCCGUGGCAACAGGAAAGCGCGGGAAUUACAGAUAAAUUGAAAGUGCGACUGCGCGGGGUGAUCUCGCUAAGGCUUUGUGGAUAGAGGGCGGUCCGGGGGUCUUUCAGACAACUGGGCCCCUGGACCCGGGAAGCCCCGACGCUUUGCUUUGGGUGAAGGAAGAAAUGGAUUUACCUGCGGAUCGUGUUGAAGAAGUACAAGAUGUCCUCAAUGCUAUGCAGAAAAUCUUGGAGUGUCCAAUCUGUCUGGAGUUGAUCAAAGAGCCUGUUUCCACGAAGUGUGAUCACAUAUUUUGCAAAUUUUGUAUGCUGAAACUUCUCAACCAGAGGAAAGGACCUUCACAAUGUCCUUUGUGUAAGAACAAUAUAACCAAAAGAAGCCUACAAGAAAGUACAAGAUUUAGUCAACUUGUUGAAGAGCUGUUGAAAAUCAUUCAUGCUUUUGAGCUGGACACAGGAUUGCAGUUUGUAAACAGCUAUAAUUUUUCAAAAGAAAAUAACUCUCCCGACCAUCUAAAGGAGGAAGUUUCUAUUAUCCAAAGUAUGGGCUAUCGAAACCGUGCCAAAAGACUUCGACAGAGUGAACCUGAAAACCCUACCUUGCAGGAAACCAGUCUUAGUGUCCACCUCUCUGACCUUGGAAUUGUGAGAUCUCUGAGGACAAAGCAGCAGAUACAGCCUCAGAAUAAGUCUGUCUACAUUGAAUUGGGAUCUGAUUCUUCUGAAGAUACAGUUAAUAAGGCAAGUUAUUGCAGUGUGGGAGACGACGAGUUGUUACAAAUCACCCCUCAAGGAGCCAGGGCUGAAGCCAGUUUGAAUCCUGCAAAAAAGGCUGCUUGUGAAAUUUCUGAGGACAUAACAAAUAUUGAAUAUCAUCAAUCUGGUAAUAAAGAUUUGACCACCACUGAGAAGCAUGCAACUGAGAAGCAUCCAGAAAAGUAUCAGGGUAUUUCUGUUUCAAACUUGCAUGUGGAGCCAUGUGGCACAAAUACUCAUGCCAGCUCAUUACAGCAUGAGAACAGCAGUUUAUUACUCACUAAAGACAGAAUGAAUGUAGAAAAGGCUGAAGUCUGUAAUAAAAGCAAACAGCUUGGCUUAGCAAGGAGCCAACAGAGCAGAUGGGCUGAAAGUAAGGAAACAUGUAAUGAUAGGCAGACUCCCAGCACAGAGAAAAAGGUACUUCUGAAUGCUGAUCCCCUGCAUGGGAGAAAAAAACCGAGGAAGCAGAAACCUGCAUGCUCUGACUGUCCUAGAGAUUCUCAAGAUGUUCCUUGGAUAACACUGAAUAGUAGCAUACAGAAAGUUAAUGAGUGGUUUUUCAGAAGUGAUGAAAUGUUAACUUCUGAUGACUCACAUGACGGGGGAUCUGAAUCGAAUACUGAAGUAGCUGGUGCAGUAGAAGUUCCAAAUGAAGUGGACGGAUAUUCUGGUUCUUCUGAGAAAGUAGAUUUAAUGGCCAGUGAUCCUCAGGAUGCUUUGAUACGUGGAAGUGAAAGAGUCCACCCCAAGUCAGUAGAGAGUAAUAUCGAAGAUAAAAUAUUUGGGAAAACCUACCGGAGGAAGGCGAGCCUCCCUAGCCACACGAAUGAAGAUCUAAUUAUAGGAGUGCGUGCUAUUGAGCCUCAGACAACGCGAGCCCAUCCCCUCACAAAUAAAGCAAAGUGUAAAAGGAGAACUACGUCAGGCCUUCUUCCUGAGGAUUUUAUCAAGAAAGUAGAUUUGGCCGUUGUUCCAAAGACUCCUGAAAAGCUAGUUGAGGGAACCAACCAAAUCGCGCGAAAUGGUCACUUGAUGAAUAUUACAAAUAACGGUCCUGAGAAUGAAGCAAAAGGUGAUUAUGUUCAGAAUGAGAAAAAUGCUAACCCAACAGAAUCAUUGGAAAAAGAAUCUGCUUUUAGAAGCAAAGCUGAACCGAUAAGCAGCAGUAUAAGCAAUAUGGAACUGGAAUUAAAUAGCUGCUGUUCGAAAGCCUCUAAGAAGAACAGACUGAGGAGGAAGUCCUCCACCAGGCACGCUUGUGCGCUUGAAUUCGUAGUCAAUAGAAAUCCAAGCCCGCCUGAUCAUAGCGAACUACAGAUCGAUAGUUGUUCUAGCAGUGAAGAGAUGAAGAAACAGCAUUUGGACCGAAUGCCAGUCAGACACAGCAAAACGCUUCAGCUCAUGGAAGGUAAAGAACCUGCAACUGGAGCCAGGAGGGGCAGUAAGCCAGGUGAACAGAUAAAUAAGAGACUUGCCAGUCAUGCUUUCCCAGAGCUAAAUUUGACAAGUGUACCUGGUUUUUCCGCUAACUGUUCAAGUUCUAAUAAACCUCAAGAGUUUGUCAACCCUGGCCUUCAAAGAGAAGAAAUAGAAGAGAGCCUAGGAAGAAUUCGAGUGUCUGAUAGCACCAGAGAUCCCAAAGAGCUGCUCUUGGGUGGAGGAAGAGGUUUGCAAACUGAAAGAUCUGUGGAGAGUAUCCAUAUUUCACUGGUACCUGAUACUGAUUACGGCACUCAGGACAGUAUCUCGUUACUGGAAGCUGACACCCUAAGGAAGGCAAAAACAGCACCAAAUCGACGUGCGAAUCUGUGCGCAGCAACUGAAAACCCCAAGGAACCUAUCCACGGUUGUUCUAAAGAUACUAGAAAUGACACAGAGGGUUUUGCAGAUCCACUGACAUGUGAAGAUAACCACACUCAGGAGACAAGAAUAGCAAUGGAAGAGAGUGAACUUGACACACAGUAUUUAUACAACACGUUCAAGGUUUCAAAGCGUCAGUCAUUUGCUCUGUUUUCAAAUCCAGGAGAUCCAGAAAAGGACUGUGCAAUGGUCUGUGCCCACUCCGGGGCCUUAAGGAAACAAAGUCCAAAAGUCACUCUUGAAGGUGGACAAAAAGAAGAAAAUCAGGGAAAGAAAGAGUCUGAAAUCAAGCAUGUGCAGGCAGUUCAUGCAACUGCAGGCUUUUCUGCAGUGAGUCAGCAAGCUAAGAAGCCAGGUGAUUAUGCCAAAUGUAGCAUAAAAGGAGGCGCUAAGCUUUGUCCGUCAUCUCCGUUCAGAGGCAAGGAAACGGAACUCCUUAUUGCAAAUAACCGUGGAAUUUCCCACAACCCUUAUCAUAUACCACCACUUUCUCCCAUCAGAUCAUAUGUUAAAACUCUAUGUAAGAAAAACCCGUCAGAGGAAAGGUUUGAGCAGCAUUCAAUGUCACCCGAAAGAGCAAUGGGAAAUGAGAGCGUCAUUCAAAGUACAGUGAGCACAAUUAGCCAAAAUAACAUUAGAGAAAGCACUUUGAAGGAAGUCAGCUCAAGCAGUGUUAAUGAAGUAGGUUCCAGUACUAAUGAAGCAGGCUCUAGCAUUAAUGAAGUGGGUUCCAGUGGUGAAAACGUUCAGGCAGAACUAGGUAGACACCGAGGACCUAAAGUAAACGCUAUGCUCAGAUUAGGUCUUAUGCAACCUGAAGUCUAUAAGCAAAGCCCUCCUGUAAGUAAUUGUAAACAUCCGGAAAUGAAAAGGCAAGGAGAAAACGAAGGCGUAGUUCUGUCUGUUAAUGCAGAUUUCUCUCCAUGUCUAAUUUCAGAUAACCCCGAACAACCGAUGGGAAGCACUCACGCUUCUCAGGUUUGUUCGGAGACACCUGAUGACCUAUUAAAUGGUGACAAAAUAAAGGGAAAAAGCAGCUUUGCCGAAAGUGACAUUAGGGAAAGAUCUGCUGUUUUUAGCAAAAGUGUCCAGAAAGGAGCCUUCGGAAGGAGCCAUUUAGACGAAACACAUUUGGCCCAGGGUCACCAAAGAGGGGCCAGGAAAUUAGAGUCCUCAGAAGAGAACACAUCCAGUGAAGAGGAAGAGCUUCCGUGCUUCCAACACUUACUAUUUGGUAAAGUAACCAACACACCUUCUCAGCCUACCAGUCACAAUGCUGUUGCCACAGAGGGUCUGUCUAAGAAAACAGAGGAGAACCUAGACUCACGGAAGAAUAGUUUAAGUGACCUCAGUAACCAGGGACCAUCAGCAAAGGCAUCCCAGGAACAUUAUCUUAGUGAGGAGGCAAGGUGUUCUGGGAGCUUAUUUUCUUCACAGCACAGUGCAUUGGAAGACUUGAUAGUUACUACAAAUAGCCAGGAUCCUUUCUUGAUGUUCGAUUCCCCUUCCAAACAAGUGAGGCAUCAGUCUGAAAACCUGGAUGUUCUGAGCGACAAGGAAUUGGUUUCAGAUGAUGAUGAUGAAAGGGAACUUGGCCUGGACGAAGAUAAUCACGAAGAACAGAGUGUGGAUUCAGACUUAGGUGAAGCGGCAUCCGGGUAUGAGAGUGAAACGAGCCUCUCCGAAGACUGUUCAGGGUUGUCCUCUCAGAGUGAUAUUUUAACCACUCAGCAGAGGGAUACCAUGCAAGAUAACCUGAUAAAGCUCCAGCAGGAAAUGGCCGAACUGGAAGCCGUGUUAGAGCAGCACGGGAGCCAGCCUUCUCGCAGCUCCCCUUCCCUCCUAGCAGGUUCUGGUGCCCCAGAGGAUCUGCUAAAUCCGGAACAAAACACAUCAGGAAAAGCAGUAUUAACUUCAGAGAAAAGUAGUGACUAUCCUAUAAGCCAGAAUCCCGAAAGCCUUUCUGCUGACAAAUUUCAAGUAUCUCUGGAUAGUUCCACCAGUAAAAAUAAAGAACCAGGAACAAGAAGGUCUUCCCCUUCUCCAUCCCGGUUGUUAGAUACCAGGUGGUAUGUGCACAGCGGCCCAAGGAAUCUUCAGAACAGAAACUGCCCGUCUCAAAAGGAGCUCAUUAAGGUCGUCAGUGUGGAGGAACAAGCACCGACUAAGUCAGAGGCGCAAGAGGUCGUGGAGCAGUCUUUGCCAAGACCAGAUCUGGAGGGAACCCCUUACCUCGAGUCUGGAAUCAGCCUCUUCUCUGAUGACCCUGAGUCUGAUCCCUCUGCAGACAGAGCCCCAGAGCCAGCUCAUGUUAGCAGCAUGCCAACUUCAACCUCUGCUUUGAAAUUACCCCAAUUUCAAGUUGAAGAAUCAGCCAAGAGUACAGCUGCUGUCCAUGUUGCUAAUACUGCUGGGUAUAAUAAGAGGGAAGACACUGUGGGCAGGGAGAAGCCAGAAGUUAUAUCUUCAGUAAAAAAAAUCAACGGAGCAAUAUCUAUGGUGGCAUCAGGCUUAACCCCAAAAGAAUUUAUGCUUGUGCAGAAGUUUGCCAAAAAACACCACAUUGCUUUAACGAAUCAAAUUUCUGAAGAGACUACUCACGUCAUCAUGAAAACAGAUGCUGAGUUUGUGUGCGAACGGACGCUGAAAUAUUUUCUGGGUAUCGCAGGAGGAAAAUGGGUAGUUAGCUAUUUCUGGGUGACCCAGUCUAUUAAAGAAAGAAAGAUACUAGAUGAGCAUGAUUUUGAAGUCAGAGGAGAUGUUGUGAAUGGAAGAAACCACCAAGGUCCGAAGCGAGCAAGAGAAUCCCAGGACAGAAAGGUCGUACUGUAGCAGAUGAUGGAGCCAAAGCGAUGUCACCCUCUCAGGGAGAAGUCCGGGCAAGAUUUCACACCUGCCUGUCGGGCCUGAGCUGGCUGCUCUCUCAGCUCACUGACCGAGUGCUUAACGUGCCUAGUGUGCGUUUCUUCCUUUUUUUAAAUGUGGACCACUGGGCCUUUCCGAACAGUCCCAUACGGAGCACCAUCUGUCCCUUUAUAGAACUGGAGCAAGAACCAGCAGAGGUGAUUUUCUAGAGAAGACUGCUUGGGCAGGGCUCUGAACCCUUGGGGUCAGCCCACCCCCACCCUCUGAGCCUAUCAAGGAACUUCCAGAUGCCAAGAAAAGCUGCUGGCGCUGUUUCUGCUUCUGCCGUCACCCCAGGGGAGUUCUGUGGGAGCCAGUCAUUUGUUUGUAUUUCCCUGCGUGCAAGGCAGAAUUAGCACCAGAUUCUUCCUCCUUCAAAGGAAAUUCCAGUGUUUGGGGAUUUUUCCUGAUUUUGGGAUGGCAAUGAUGGAAGGUGCCUGGUCACAGUAGUGACAUUCUGAAGAUACUCAAUGUCGCCAUAGUGUUUUCCUGUGGGAGAGGAAUGUGUCUGUAGAACCGAAACUUCAAAUUUCUUAUCUCAUAACUAGACAUCCUCAUCAGUGAGUGUCAGCUUGGAUAUAAAAAUUCCUAAUCUUUUGUACUUUUCACGGCACAAUUUGGCUCCAGCCAGGCGCCUGGGGAGAGCUUUCAACAUUAUGAGCAGCUAGGUCCUGUCAGCAGGUUGGGAUGCCGUUUCUUCAUACAGAUACUAAGAGUGGCAUAUGCGGACGCUGUCACAACAGAAACAGACUUGUCCUGCUGCUCUUUUUGUUAUGUUUUGUUUUGUUUAAAGACUUCGCUUAUUUAUUUUGAGAGAGAGAUAGCGAGAGAGAGCAGGAAAGGGGAGGAGAGGCAGAAGCAGGCUCCCCGCCAAGCAGGUAGCCCGAUGCGGGUUUCGAUCCCAGGACCCCGGGACCACAACCUGAGCCGAAGGUAGACGCUUAACCAGCUGAGCCCCCCAGGUGCCCCGACCUGCUGCUGUUUCUUAUUCCUGUGGCUGUAGCUGAGAUGAGAGUGGAGAGGCUCAUUUCCUGAAGGCCAUCGUGAGUUUUUAGCUCCUGAUUUUUCUGUACCCCGGUUUCUCUUAUUUGAGAGGAGGUGAGUUCCAGGCCUAGGCAGGUUUCUUUUUUGUGGAAUGGGGAGGGUCAAGAGAUAUCAUUUGGUUACCCAAAUGAUAUCCAUCCAGCCAACUGACACAACUUCAGAUUUCUUCUAAAUGAUUAACCUAGCGGGGCGCCCGGGUGGCGUAGUCGUUUAAACCUCCAGCUCUUGGUUUCAGCUCAGGUCAUGAUCUCAUGGGUUGUGGGAUCAACCUCACGUUGGGCUCUGCACUCAGCAGGGAGUCUGCUUGAGGGGUUUUCUCUCCCUCUGCCCCUCCCCCCACUGGUGCUUGCGCAGUGCGCACGCUCUCUCUCUUUCUCUCAAAUAAAUAAGUAAAUCUUUAAAUAAAAAAUAAAUGAUACUCUAGUGCUUGCCUAAGAACCUGUGCCAAUGUAUGUAUAAGAAUCCGCCUGUCAGAUGAGCCACACGAGGCUGUUUAAAUUCUAGAUAACUAAAUUAAAUAAAAUAUGAAGUUUAGUUCCUCACUCACCGUAACCACAUUUCAAGAGCUUGGUAGCUACACGCAACUUGUGGCCACCUUAUUAACACAAAUAUAGAACAUUUCCAUCAUCAUAGCAAGUUCUUUUGUUUUUUAAAGUUUAUUUCCUUAUUUAAGUAAUCUCUACACCCAACAUGGGACUCAAACCCACGACCCCGAGAUCAAGAGUCACAUGCUCCACCGACUGAGCCAGCCAGGCGCCCUCAGAAAGUUCUUGUGGACGGUGCUAGUGAGCACUGUAUGUAAGUGGAAGAGGCACGUCGGGGGUGCAGGAUAAUCUGUGUCUCCCGGAAAGCAGGCAGUCAGGUCAGCUCAAUGAGGAGAGGCAGAGCCAGACUUGACUGCCAGAUUAGAUUAACUUGUAGAUAAAGAAAUGGUUUUGGGGGCACUGGGUGGCUCAGUCGAUUGAACGUCUGCCUUCAGCUCAGGUCAUGAUCCCCGGGUCCUGGGAUCGAGCCCACAUCGCGCUCUCUGUUCAGCAGGGAGUCUGCUUCUUCCUCUCCCUCUGCCCUCCCCUCCUGCUCUCUCUCUCAAAUAAAUAAAUAAAAUCUUAAAAGAAAAAGAAAAAGAAAGAAGAACCAUUUUGGUUGCCGGAAGGAACAAUGGCCAUUCUCAGAGCAGUGUGAAGGUAGGAACAGAUGGUCGGAGGCCAGAAGAAAGUCAGAGGAGGAAAGGAGCACGUAAAAUCAACAUAGACUUCUCUGCCAGUUAGGGUGCUGGUUAGCCUUGAUGUACCAAGUCUAGAAAAACAAACUGCAGCUUACAGCUUGAAUUUCUUGCCAUCCAAGCCUUUUCUUAACUAUAAAGAGGGCUCGUUUUUCUUUUGUCUCAACAAGAAGUGAAGUCACCAGGAAGGAGCCUGGGCCUGACUGGUGGCAAAGCAGGAUGCUGAGCCUCUGACUACCAAAGAAUGGCUGUAGCGUGGAUGCACUCCACACACGCUUUUUUUUAGAAGUCUUCUAAAAUCCGUCAGUGUUCUGACAUUGGACUCAUGGUCUCUGGGAAGUGGCAGAAAUGAUCAGGUGGUAAAGAAAAAAGAAAGUCCUUCGUUUUGGAGCGUCUGUUUGUAUUGUUUUUUAUAAAAUGCAUACUCUUUUAUAAUCAGUGUUUCUCUCUCUCCAUCCC